Molecule: messenger RNA, 1050 nt
Organism: Penicillium alfredii
Lineage: Eukaryota; Fungi; Ascomycota; Eurotiomycetes; Eurotiales; Aspergillaceae
Product: dihydrodipicolinate synthase family protein
Exons: 1
Coding region: 1-1050 (349 amino acids)
Molecular function (GO): 4-hydroxy-tetrahydrodipicolinate synthase activity
Source: RefSeq, a predicted model, not a curated record
AUGAAUACUACUGGGAUGACAGGCACAUCACUUCCACAGAACAUCUACUCCAGAUCUCAACUCAAUAAGUCCUACUCUAGCACGGUCAUCGGAAUUUCUGAAGAAACUCCACAACGGAUUCUCCGACCCGGGGUAUACGUGCCGACACUUGCAUUCUUUAAAAAAGAAAACGAAGAGUUGGAUGAAGCAACCAUCGCCCAACAUGCAGUGCGGAUGGUCAAGGCUGGGGUGGUCGGACUCGUGACGCAGGGCACCUUUGGCGAGGCCGUUCAUCUCUCACACAUCGAGCGAUGCAAAAUCACCCGGACUACGCGACAUGCGAUCGGCGCUGCCGGCUACGUACAGAUCCCGAUCAUCGUGGGCUGCGGCGCCCAGUCAACAAGCGAAGCCAUCGAGCUUUGCCACGCUGCCCAAUCGUCCGGGGCCGAUUAUGCGCUUGUCCUCCCGCCAUCCAUCUACAAAGCACACUAUAGCAAAGACAUACUCCGGGAUUUCUUCACAGAUAUCGCCAGCAUGUCUCCUCUCCCGAUCUUGAUCUACAACUACCCCACGGUAACAAACGGAGUAGAUCUUGACUCCGACCUGAUCAUCGAGCUCGCCAAACAUCCCAACAUCGUGGGCUGCAAGCUGAGCUGCAACAACAUGGGCAAAUUCAACCGCGUGGCGGCGGCAACCCGGCCGGCCACCGAGACCGGACGUGGGUCGGGAUUCAUGUGUUUUGGGGGCCAGGCCGAGUCGGCUCUGCAAACCCUGACGGGCGCCGGCUCGGGCGUGAUUACCGGCCUGGCGAAUCUGGCGCCCAAGACCUGUGUGCGACUGGUGGAAUUGCACCGGCUGUCGACGCAGGAGAGUUGGGACUUGCAGGGCGUGGUGGCUCGUGCGGACGCGGUGGUGACGAGUGGUGGGAUUGCGGGACUCAAAUGUACGUUGGAGUCGUUUUUGGGGUAUGGCGGGUAUGCUCGAAAACCAUUGCCUCGGCCUAGUCAAGAGCAGAUUGGGCGGCUGUCGGAUCAAUUUCGAGAGAUUGUGGACCUCGAGAAAUCGCUCUAG